UGCUCACAGUAGAAUAUGGCGACGAUUAAUGACGUCAUGUAUUUCCGGUACUGCGGCAGUAUACUGAUUACUGGCUCUUGGCAGUCCAUAAGGGAACGAAUUUUUCUACAUUGAUAGCACUGUGCAGUGCUCGCAGACCGCAGUGCAUAUCGGAAGUCGGAACAUAUCUACCCCAAGACACAUCAGAUUGAUUGUCAUUGUCUCAAAUGAUAUUUUAUUUAUUAAUUCCAUUCCUAUAAAUGGCUGGGUUCAGCUUACAUAAGCCAGACUCUUAGAUUAUGUUAUAUAAUUAAAAAUUAACGAGUAUUGACUUUUGACUACACGUCACAUACUGUGAAAACCAAAGAGAAUUUAAAUUUUAAUCACUAUUUCUGUGAAAACAGCUGAUCACACUCUGUUUAGUGUUUAUUGUUUACACUUUUGAGUUAAUUAAUAUAAAGUUACGGACUCGUCCGUGUAUAAAGUUUAUUUAGUGAUUAAUGAACCAAGUUUUAACAAUACUUCUUUAAUGCAAUUAAACAUGUUUUGAGACAUAACUCUGUUGGAGCGCGAUUAUUUAUCGCACUGUCUGUGAGUUUUGAAGUUGUAAGAGGUUAUGAAAUAUGAAGUUCAAUCAUGGAAAGUAAUGAAAUCACGGAUAAAUCACUAAAAUCAUUCACUGCUCCGCUUUUUGCUGGUGCUACAGCAGGAGUUACAGUCUCUGCAGCUCUGUAUCCAUUGGACACAUUGAAAACGAGAUUACAGAGUCCACAGGGAUUUUACAAGGCUGGCGGCUUUAAUGGUGUAUAUAGAGGGUUGCUAACAGUGGUCGCAGGAUCGAUGCCCACAACAGCAUUAUUCUUUGCGACAUACGAGGCGAUAAAGAAUGUGGCAUCACCGAUGAUGGCACCACAAUACUUGCCGUUGGUACACAUGAUGGCCGCAAGCGUUGGCGAAGUGUUGACCUGUUUGAUCCGAGUGCCGAUAGAGAUCGCAAAGCAGCGGAAACAGACGUACGUGGGGAAUCAGGCGAAGAGCAGCAUUGGUAUUCUAGUACAUGCGUUCCGCACGGGGGGACUCCGUAACGGCGUGUACCGAGGUUUCUUGCCCACAUUGAUGAGAGACCUGCCCAUAGGUUUCAUCGAGAUGCCACUGUGGGAACUCUUCAAGAAGAUAGUCAAAGAGCGCAACGACGGCAAUAUCAGUAGCGUUGAGAGUGCAUGUUGCGGGUCCAUAGCGGGCUGCGUGGCGGCGGUGGCGACCACACCCCUUGACCUGGCCAAGACGCGCAUCAUGCUCGCUGACGACCAUGCAGCGACCCGCAAGCUGCGCAUCGCACCUGUGCUCACACACAUUUUCGCAGAGUCCGGCUUCAGAGGACUCUUCGCUGGAGUAAUACCAAGAAUUUCACUAUUCAUGAUUGGUGGAUUUGCUUUCUUUGGUGCCUACGAAACAUCGAAGGACAUUUUCGAAAGAUAUUUCCAUAGGUAGAUAAAUUAAUGAAAAUGAAAUAAAGAAUGGACGGAAGGCUUUUCUAAGCUUUAUGUGACAAAUUGUUGUGUUAUUUAAUGAGCUACCUCAAGAACUUGUAUUAUUAAUAUAAUUAAUAUUAUUAAAAAUAAUAUAUUUAAAAUAUAUUUUUAUGGGAUCUCAUGUAUGGAUUUAAUCUAGAGUUAUUUAUAGCAUCUAGAAACAUAAGUAAAUAAAGAAAGUUGUUAUAACAAAAAA
Molecule: messenger RNA, 1707 nt
Organism: Leptidea sinapis
Lineage: Eukaryota; Metazoa; Arthropoda; Insecta; Lepidoptera; Pieridae
Product: S-adenosylmethionine mitochondrial carrier protein-like
Exons: 6
Coding region: 616-1470 (284 amino acids)
Cellular component (GO): mitochondrial inner membrane
Molecular function (GO): S-adenosyl-L-methionine transmembrane transporter activity
Source: RefSeq, a predicted model, not a curated record